Molecule: messenger RNA, 3260 nt
Organism: Drosophila simulans
Lineage: Eukaryota; Metazoa; Arthropoda; Insecta; Diptera; Drosophilidae
Exons: 8
Coding region: 410-3109 (899 amino acids)
Biological process (GO): protein histidyl modification to diphthamide
Molecular function (GO): diphthine-ammonia ligase activity
Source: RefSeq, a predicted model, not a curated record
AAUUGCCCUAGGCCGGAACCGAUUAUUGAAUUCAGACCACCGCCAUUUGGCAACACUGUCGCUGCAUUAGCGGCAAAAAAAAUUAAUUUGGCCAUUUACGUUGGCGUAAAGUUCUGUCGCACAACAAUUAUAAAGCUCGACCAGCUGGGUUGCACAAGAACGGCGGAGGUGGCGGCAGAGAGAAAAGAGUGAAAAACAAACCAAAAGACACGGCAAAUCAGUCUAGUCAACAAAAGCAGACCAAAUGAGCACGCACUUCGGGACUAACGAGCAGCACAAACUAAGCCAAAAAUAAAGCUAAAGAUAAAAGAGAGGCAGAGGCAUCACACACACACACACACACACACGCACACGAACACUAGCACAAGCCAUUACACUGAGCGAAACCGCAUCGCAAAUCGGCUUCAAGAUGCGGGUAGUGGCCAUGGUCAGUGGCGGCAAGGACAGCUGCUACAACAUGAUGCAGUGCGUCGCCGAGGGUCACGAAAUCGUCGCCCUGGCCAAUCUGCAUCCCAAGGACAGAGACGAACUGGACAGCUUCAUGUACCAGACGGUCGGCCACAUGGGCAUCGAGAUACUGGCCAGCGCCAUGGGAUUGCCACUGUACCGGCGCGAAACCAAGGGCAAGAGCACCCAGACCGGCAAGCAGUACGUGCCCACCGAUGACGACGAGGUCGAGGAUCUAUACAGUCUGCUGGAGACAUGCAAGCACGAACUGCAGGUGGAUGCGGUGGCCGUGGGCGCCAUCCUCUCCGAUUACCAACGCGUGCGUGUGGAGAACGUGUGCAGUCGCCUGAACCUGAUAUCCCUGGCCUAUCUGUGGAGGAGAGAUCAGACUGAAUUGCUGCAGGAGAUGAUCGACUGCCAGGUGCACGCCAUCAUCAUCAAGGUGGCUGCCCUGGGCCUCGUGCCGGAUCGUCACCUGGGCAAGUCGCUGCGCGAGAUGCAGCCGCACCUGCUGAAGAUGCGCGACAAGUACGGACUGAAUGUGUGCGGCGAGGGUGGCGAGUAUGAGACAUUCACCCUGGACUGCCCGCUCUUCCGGCAGCGCAUCGUUGUCGAGGACAUCCAGACGAUCAUCAGCAGUGCCGAUCCCAUCUGCCCGGUGGGCUACAUCAAUUUCACCAAACUGACGCUGCAGCCAAAGGAGGCGGCGGGCGCGGCCAGCAGCGGCGGCAACGAGGUGGUGUUCGUGAAGCGUUCACUCGACUAUAUUAGCGAUCUGAACGAAUCGACGUACAGCGACCUCAGCGAUCCGGAUUUCAGCGAAACGGAGCUGGAACUGAUCGAAAAGGAGACCAGGCUGCGCGAAUCGCUUAGCCAAAGUGAGCUGAUAUCGCGCAGUAACUCCUUUGGUCGCCAUCUGGCCGCCACCGCCUCCUCGCCGAUACCCAUUGUCACGAAGAGCGCCAGCGUCGACGAGCCCACAGCGGCGGCGGCGCCGAUACUGGGCGGAGUUGGAGGACCGCCAAUCUGUUCCACCUCAGCCUGUGCGUCCAUGCUGCUGACCACCACCGCCGACGGCCUGAGCAGCCUGGCCAGCUCACAGAGCCAGGGCGGUGGCCAUGGGCUCGGCAGCAGCACGGCCGCCGUGUGCGGCUCGCUGUCGCUGGCCAUCUCCUCGCUUGGGCUCAGCGCCAAUACCUGCUGUCAUCCGGGCGGAGCUGGAGGAGGAGUUGGAAUUGGAGUAGGAGCAGGUGCAGGAGCAGCAGCACCUUCGGCCACCACACAACCGCCCAGUCCGCUGAAGUACGAGCGGGAAUUCCGUCCACUGGCCAACGAGGCCAGAGCGGCCAUCAAUGCCAAGGGCUGGAUGUGGCUGGCGGGCAUACAGGGCUCCGGAACGGAGGGCAUUGAGCAGGGCAUGCAGCAGGCAUUGGACACGCUGCGCGAUUUGUGCCAGUCCAAGGGCUACGAUCUGCAGGAUCUGUGCUAUGUCACGCUAUAUGUCCGCUCGAUCGGCGAGUAUUCCUUGCUGAAUCGUGUCUACCAUCGCGCCUUCGACUUCCACAAUCCACCGACGCGCGUCUGUGUCGAGUGUCCGCUGCCCGAUGGCUGCCAUGUGGUGAUGGAGGCCAUUGCCUACCGCCAGCCGGUGGCCGGAACGAUAUCCAGUGCCGAGGAGCGUGAUCGCGAGGGCGAGGAGACUGCGGCGGCGCUGCUCAACGGGCGACGGAACACGAUGCAUGUGCAGGGCAUCUCGCACUGGGCGCCGGCCAACAUUGGUCCAUAUAGCCAGUCCACCAGGAUUGGCGACAUUACGUAUAUCUCAGGCCAGAUCGCCCUCGUACCCGGCAGCAUGACAAUCAUCGAGGGCGGCAUCCGACCGCAGUGCAAGCUCACGUUGCGCCACAUCAGCCGGAUUGCGAAGGCGAUGAACGCCCACGGCCAGCUGCGUGAUGUGGUGCACGGCAUCUGCUUUGUGACCCAUCCAGCCUUCAUUGGCGAGGCGCGUCGCCAGUGGGAGCGUCGCACCACCAAUGCCAUCAUGGACUAUAUAGUGCUGCCGGCACUGCCGCGUGAGGCACUCGUCGAAUGGCAGGUGUGGGCGCAUACGCACAACGAUCGAUUCGAUUAUGAGGAGACUGGCUGUUCGGUGGGCGACUACACCAUCUCGAUACGUCGACGCUGGAACUACGAGAACAAUUGUGCGGCCAUCGUUUGCUAUGUGUCAACCGGCCUGGCCUCGUCCACCACCCAACUGACGCAGCUGAGCGACGACAUUCUAGGGAAUCACUGCCGUCUGGCGCAAGCGGUUAGUGCCGAACACCUGGACGAAAUCUUUACGUACGUGGUUAAUCGUCUGCUCAAGGACUAUCCGCUGGCCAAGAAGCAGGCGCAGCAACCGACAAAUUCGGGAACUCCACCGGCCACGCCCACGCAACCGGGCGGUGCUGGCGGAGAUCAGCAGCAGCCAGUGCCGUCGAUCCACCUGAAAUUGUUCUAUCAAGUGAAUGCCGCACCGGCAACGGAUCUGCUGCUACAGGCGCUGCACGAUUUCCGACUCAAGUGCCAGGAUACGGCCGCCAUUGUCUACACAGUGUUGCCGGCCUGCAGCCUGCACAACUUCAGUACGUUCCUGUCCAUUUGCGGGGUGAGGCACGAGUAGGAGCCGCACGCAGAAACUUGAAGGAUCAUGAUGAUGAUGAUGAUGAUGCUGAUGAUGAGGAUGAUAUGGAGGAAAAUGAUGAAACAAUUUGCUGCCACCGCACCAAGCAGAACACAGAAUAUAUAUAUACACCACUAUAUAUACACAGAUA